This is a messenger RNA of Cicer arietinum (chickpea), 1747 nucleotides long. RefSeq lists its product as uncharacterized. NCBI's taxonomy places the organism in Eukaryota, Viridiplantae, Streptophyta, Magnoliopsida, Fabales, Fabaceae. The record is from RefSeq and is a predicted model, not a curated record.
GGAAAGCAUAGUUUAAAGUCCCGUAGUAUUAAGUAAAUGUGAAGUGUGAAUAAGAAAAGCGUGCAAACACGACAUAAACAUAUAGCAGACCACGUUAGAAAGAGGGUCCCACACAUAGUUUGGUAAGGCAAUCUUUUCCCAAACUUUGAUACUCACAACAACACUCAAUACAUUCAUUUUUCCUUCUUUCCAUUCAAACAUUCCAAAAUUUCCAACCCCUUCUUUUCUUUUCUAACUUCCUCAUAUCCUUCCAUUCUUUGAUCUUCUUCUUUUGUUGCUAUGAAGAAGCUUUGUCCUAACCUUGAUCGAGAGGAUGGUCUUGAAACAGUGCUUGAAGUUCCUAUACCAGAGGAAAUUUUCACACACAAGAGUGGAACCAUGAAAGCUUGGCAGAACGUCAAGUUUUGGAUGAAGCCAAACGCAGAAUCAAAAGCAGCUUCUAUGACAGCAGUUUUCGGUGGAAGAAACACAGAGAUUCAGCUUUUGUUAGGUGUUGUAGGAGCUCCAUUAAUUCCUUCACCUAUCAUCUCUGACAACCAACUCAUCACUCGUAGCAUUAAAGACCAACACAUUGAGGUUUCAAUGGCGAAAUAUAUAGUGAAACAGUAUGUGGCUGCAGUGGGAGGAGAAAGAGCAUUGAAUUCAGUGGAUAGUAUGUAUGCAAUGGGACAAGUGAAGAUGGCAACUUCAGAGUUUUCUGCAGGGGAAGGAGGGGGUGUGAAUAGUAAUAAUAAGAAGAUGGUGAAGGUGAAGAAUGUGGAGAUGAAAGGUGAGAUGGGUGGUUUUGUGGUGUGGCAGAAGAGACCAGAGUUAUGGUGUUUAGAGUUGGUGGUUUCUGGUUACAAGAUUAGUGCUGGAAGUGAUGGAAAAGUUGCAUGGAGACAAACUCCUUGGCAUCACUCUCAUGCUUCUCGUGGUCCACCUAGACCUCUUAGACGUUUCUUACAGGGUCUUGAUCCAAGGUCAACUGCUAACCUAUUCAGCAACUCUGUAUGCAUUGGAGAGAAGACAGUAAACAAAGAAGACUGUUUCAUAUUGAAACUCGAAGCAGAGUCAUCGACACUACAAGCAAGAAGCAACAGCAAUGUAGAGAUAGUUCGCCACACAGUGUGGGGAUACUUCAGCCAAAGAACAGGACUAUUAGUGCAGCUAGAAGACUCUCACUUGCUCAAACUCAAAUCCUCAGAAACCGACAGCAUAUACUGGGAAACCAACAUGGAGUCGUUAAUACAAGACUACAGAACUGUCGAUGGCAUUCAAAUAGCACACACAGGGAAAACAAAGGUGUCCUUGUUCAGGUUUGGUGAAGGACCCGAGACGCGUACUAGGACACGGAUGGAGGAGGUGUGGCAAGUUGAAGAAGUUGAUUUUAAUAUUAAAGGUUUGUCUAUUGAUUGUUUUUUACCUCCUAGUGAUUUGAAGAGAGAGCAAGAAGAAGCAGGACAGUGUGGUGGUGGUGUUGCUGCUAAUGCUAAGUUGCCUUAUAAGAUUCGUUCAGCUUCUUUUAGGAUAAGUGCUUCUAAAGUAGCAGCUGUGAACUUGGAUGAUUCUUGUACUAGUGAGAGCGAUGAAGAUUUGUAAAUCCAUCCUUUUUGUGUUUUGUAUAUAUAACAUACACUGGUAUAUGAUUAAGUGUUUGUAGUUGAAGUAUGAAUAUGAUAUUAACUUUUAACUUCUUUUUGUUACAAAGUGAAAAAAAAUAUAGGACUGAACAAUUUUCAGUAAUCAAUGGAUAGUUUGGACAUUA